AUGGACGCGAAGGACAUCCUCGGGCUCCAGAAGACCUCCUUCCCGUCCGCCCAGGAGAAGAAGUCGCGGCCGCCCAAGGAGCCGCAGCGCAAGCCCGAUGGCGUCUCGCGCGAGGUGUACGCGCUCACCGGAGGGGUCGGAAUGGCGCCGCUCAUGCCGACCAUCGAGGCCUCGCACCUGAAGCGCCGGCCUGCUGUCGAGAAGGAGAAGGUAGCAUGGCAGUGGCUACCUUUCACGUCAUCUGCACGAACUGACAAUCUGCAACUUUACCACUGGGUUAGAGUUGUAAAUAAUGUUCCACCAACUGGUGAUUAUGACUUUGCAAAAUAUAACACGAAGGUGGAUGUUCUUAAAUACACCGAUGAGGAGUACGAGAAAUAUUUAACUGAACCUACAUGGAGCAGAGAAGAAACAGACCAGCUAUUUGAAUUAUGUCAGCGCUUUGACCUUCGUUUCAUAGUAAUAGCAGAUAGGUUUCCAACUGCUCGCAGCGUGGAAGAUCUAAAGAGCCGUUAUUAUUCAGUUACUAGGGCCCUUCUAAUUGCAAGAGCUCGAUCAUUCGAUGAAGUUGCUGGAAACCCUCUUGUGAAGGAAACCUUCAAUGCUGCUCAUGAGACCGAGAGAAAACGUGCAUUGUCUGCACUCUUCUCCCAAACAAAACAGCAAGAACGAAAGGAUGCCGAGGUUUUAGCAGAAGCAAAACGCAUUAUGGAAUCUCGUGCUGCUAAUAAAAAUGUGGAAGAAGCCGGAGCACCGACGAGCAUCCCUAAUGCUGCGGUUCCUGCUGACGGUGUAUCUCCCUUGAGCAACAAUCUUCCAUCUUCAGCUGCUACACAUCCAGCUGCAGCAGCGAAUACCUCCAUACCUGAUACACUGCGGAUGCUUAAAGUGUAUUUGAGAACCCAUGCACUUGAUCAAAUGGUUCAAGCAGUAACUGCUUCAGCUGGCAUUAGAAUGAUUAAAAGGGUGGAUCAAACUCUACAAGAUCUUGGGGUAAAUUUGAAGCCUAAGGUCCCAACAAAAGCAGUUUGUGCCGAACAUCUUGAGUUACGGAAUGAGAUACUCACACUGCUUAACAUACAGAAGCAGCUACAAAAUAAAGAGGCUGAAGUUUUAGCAAACAGAGAAAGUUCAUUCACAGAGGCACCGACCACACCUAAGCGUUCUAAUAGAGAUAUUGAUCGACCCUUUGUCCCUGAUAUGGCUGGGUUUGGAGGUGAGAGAGCAGUCAAACGGGACCACAAGAGGAAGCAUGCCACUGGAAGAUUUGAUGCACCCCCCUCACCAACCCAGGGCAAGAGGCCUCGGAAGAUGAAGGCGUCUGAUUGA
This is a messenger RNA of Triticum turgidum subsp. durum (durum wheat), 1329 nucleotides long. Lineage: Eukaryota; Viridiplantae; Streptophyta; Magnoliopsida; Poales; Poaceae. The record is from the annotation of a GenBank genome assembly.